GUCCUUUCAUCUUCAACCAAAGGAUUUAUUCAUUCUUCUUAAAACAUACAAGAAAGGGAAAAAGAAAACAACUGCAAAAUGGAACAAAUUUUCUCAACUUUCCCACUUGUGUUCUUCUUCUUAUUAUUCUUCAUUUAUUCCACUCCAACUCUUUCACAGAGUCCGGCUCCGGCUCCCGGACCUCCCGGUCCUGCCGACAUAAUCGCUAUUCUUCAAAAGGCCCGUCAAUACACGACAUUUAUUCGACUCCUAAAAACCACCCAAGUGUCUGAUCAACUCAAUACACAGUUGAGCAAAUCAAACGAAGGUCUCACGGUAUUUGCUCCAACUGAUGCUGCAUUCACUAGCCUCAAACCGGGCACAUUAAACUCCCUCUCCGAUCAACAGAAAGUCGAGCUGAUCCAAUUCCACGUCUUACCUUCAUUUUUCUCCGUCUCCCAAUUCCAAACCACGAGCAAUCCAUUAAGAACUCAAGUUGGUAAUGAUGGACAAUUUCCACUCAAUGUCACUGCAACUGGGAAUCAAGUGAACAUAACGACCGAUAUGGUUAAUGCAACAGUGGCCAAUACAGUGUACACUGAUAACCAGCUAGCCGUGUAUCAGGUCGAUAAAGUACUCCUUCCGCACGGUCUUUUCGCACCUCCACCGCCAGCUCCUGCACCAGCAAAGCCCAAAAAACAGGAGGCUUCAAGUUCCUCCCCCACUGAUGAUACUGCUCGUGUCGAUACUUCUGGUGGAAUUCAUCUGUCUCAACAUGCAUUCCGUGCAAUGUCGAGUCUCGUUCUUGUUUUGGGAGCAUUUUGUUUUUGAGUGUGUGUACAGUGUGUGCUAAUGGAGUUCUUUGUAUCCUGCUUGCUUUUUCUUUGUCGAAUUAAAUUUUUUUCAACCGUAAUAAUCUGUCAUUAUGCAACGAUUGUUUUCAGUUUUAAAUA
Molecule: messenger RNA, 932 nt
Organism: Olea europaea var. sylvestris
Lineage: Eukaryota; Viridiplantae; Streptophyta; Magnoliopsida; Lamiales; Oleaceae
Product: fasciclin-like arabinogalactan protein 11
Exons: 1
Coding region: 79-810 (243 amino acids)
Source: RefSeq, a predicted model, not a curated record